AUGUCUGAGGCUGAAGUUUUGUACUCAGAGGUCAAGUUCACAAGAGAGAGGGGAAACACAGGGACCGCUUCCUCACCGCCUGAAUCUGGAGUCAGGAUCUUGAGCACUCAGCCAUCCUCAGAGCUUCCUGGUUCCCAAGAACAACUGGUGUCAAACGGAUGCUAAAAAGUCACAUCAGAGAAAGCGGCCUUAGUGGUUCUCGGUGUCCUCCUGGUAGCGGCUGUCAUCGCUCUUAGCCUGACCUGUGAGUUUGUGCACUUCUUCUCAACCUUACAAAACAUGGAACUUCUCCAAAAGCUGACGGAUGAGCUUGAUGCUGUAAGAAUAAAUCUCACAGGUGAGUUUCAUCAGCUGCAUCAAUGUGAACAAGGCUGGGAGCAACAUGGAAGAAAGUGCUAUUAUUUCUCCACCGAUAAGUCAACCUGGGCGGAGAGCAGACGUGACAGUACAUGUGGAGGAGGAGAUCUGGUUAAGAACAGAGAGGAGCAGGUAUUCCUAGAGCAGAACCUGAGAGGAAAAAUGAACAAUCCUUGGGACUUCUUCUGGAUCGGACUGACGGACUCGGAGGAAGAGAAGACAUGGUUGUGGACAGACGGCUCACCACUGAACCAGAGUUUGAUGUUUUGGAAGCACGGUCAGCCAGACGACUGGAAAAAUUAAAACAAUGAUGGAGAGGACUGUGUGGGGAUGGGGAUCAAGAACGGAGGCCCAGACCUGAAGUCUUGGUUUGAUAAUUCCUGUGUUUGGACUCACAGACAUAUUUGUGACAAACCGGGAACUGCUGAAAUGAAGGGGAACUGA
Anoplopoma fimbria (sablefish) is the source of this 801-nucleotide messenger RNA. It is a transcript of the gene illr4, whose product is annotated as immune-related, lectin-like receptor 4. Lineage: Eukaryota; Metazoa; Chordata; Actinopteri; Perciformes; Anoplopomatidae. The record is from RefSeq and is a predicted model, not a curated record.